This is a messenger RNA of Helianthus annuus (common sunflower), 1619 nucleotides long. Its product is annotated as protein ALP1-like. The record is from RefSeq and is a predicted model, not a curated record. The transcript has a single exon. Lineage: Eukaryota; Viridiplantae; Streptophyta; Magnoliopsida; Asterales; Asteraceae. Bases 187 to 1395 code for a protein of 402 amino acids.
ACAUCUCAUUAUUUUAUCAUCACUUAAUCAAUCAUAUGUCUGUUGUUUCAUUCACAAAACCGAUCUCUAGUCAAUCACCAAUCGCCAUCUUUCUUCUAGCGUUCACAUCUCUUUCACGCAUUUCGUCAAACACCUGGCCUGCAUCUUAACUCCCCCACUUUCCCCAUCACCCCACAACCGUAUGGAAUGAAAGACACCAAACCCACCAUCCCCAACACCCCAACAAACAAACCCACAAAAGAUCGCAAGCGAAAAGCCGUCGAUUUAAACUAUGAUUUGAAUCUUUCCACCACCAGCACCGGCGACACGACGGAGAAAUCCGGCGACGGCCCACAACGGCGGUUGUGGGUUAAAACCAGAUCGCCAGAUUGGUGGGAUGAGUACAACCGUGAAGAUGUUUCAGAACUUGAGUUUAAAAAAGCGUUUAAAAUGGGGAAAAACACGUUUAACUUGAUUUGCGACGAACUUAGUGCAACCGUCGCUAAAGAGAACACUAUGCUGCGAGAUGCGGUUCCUGUACGGCAAAGGGUGGCUGUUUGUGUGUGGAGAUUAGCCUCCGGUGAGUCUUUACGACUGGUGAGUAAGAAAUUUGGGUUAGGGAUAUCCACGUGUCAUAAAAUUGUUCUUGAGGUUUGUUCUGCUAUCAAAGAUGUGUUAAUGCCUAAAUAUUUACAAUGGCCGGAUAAAUCGUCAGUAAAAGUAAUUAGCAACGAAUUUGAGACACUUUCAGGGAUACCCAAUGUUGUAGGAUCAAUGUACACAACUCAUAUACCAAUAAUAGCUCCUAAGGUUAAUGUAUCUGCUUAUUUUAACAAGCGGCAUACGGACCGAAAGCAGAAGACUUGUUACUCAGUUACGGUCCAGGGUGUGGUCGAUCAAGCCGGGGUGUUUACUGAUGUGUGUAUCGGGUGGCCCGGGUCGAUGCCGGAUGAUCAAGUGUUGGAAAAAUCUGCACUUUAUCAAAGGGCUAGUGGUGGGCUGUUGAAAGGGGUGUGGAUUGUUGGUGGGUCUGGUUACCCGUUGAUGGAUUGGAUUUUGGUGCCGUACACGCAGCCGCAUUUGACGUGGACUCAACACGCGUUUAACGAGAAGAUCGGUGAGAUUUUGAAGGUGUCGAAAGAUGCGUUUGCGAGGUUGAAAGGGAGGUGGUCUUGUUUGCAGAAGAGAACCGAAAUGAAGCUGCAAGAUUUGCCGGUUGUGCUUGGGGCGUGUUGUGUUUUGCAUAAUAUAUGUGAGUUGAGAGGAGAAGAGAUCGAACCCGAGUUGGUUGUUGAGGUUGUGGAUGAUGAGAUGGUUCCGGAAAUUGCGUUGAGGUCUGAGGUUGCGAUGAAGGCGAGAGAUACGAUGGCGCAUAAUCUUUUGCAUCAUAAUCAUGCUGGAACUUCAUUCUUGUGAUAUUGAUAUGAUACUGUGAGUUUCUGCAAUCUGUAUCAUGGUUUUUGUUAAGGUAUAUGAAUAUUUGGCGUUUAGAUUCAAAUAUUCGGUGAAUUUAUACACAAUUUACAAUUGUUUUUAUUGAUGUAGGAUGAGUUUAUAGACAUUUGCAUACACAAGUUGUAAUCUGGUUAUUAAAUUAUCAACGGAUGAAAGAAUCCGAACGUUUGUUGAUUUGUUCUUUA